Ceratitis capitata (Mediterranean fruit fly) is the source of this 4181-nucleotide messenger RNA. Its product is annotated as xanthine dehydrogenase. Lineage: Eukaryota; Metazoa; Arthropoda; Insecta; Diptera; Tephritidae. The transcript has 7 exons. Gene Ontology annotation, molecular function: FAD binding; oxidoreductase activity; 2 iron, 2 sulfur cluster binding. The coding region runs from base 195 to 3989 and encodes 1264 amino acids. The record is from RefSeq and is a predicted model, not a curated record.
GUCGUGCGGUCGGUCUAAUUACUUGUAGCGCAACUUGAAAUACCGAAGUAAACAAAAGCAGUAGAUGCUUGAGCUGUUCAGAGCUGUUGACACGAACAUUCACUUUAUUGAAUCGACUCUUACGACGCAGCGCUUUGUAUUUGUUUUGAAGACACGCUAAUUUGAAAUCGAAUCACCCACAAACACACACACAAAUGACUGCCUGUUUUGUCAUCAAUGGUACGCCCUAUAACGUUGACUUGACCGCCUUUCCGGCUGAUAUAACGCUGAAUACCUUCAUCCGCGAACAUGCUCAGCUGACUGCGACGAAAUUCAUGUGUCUGGAGGGCGGUUGUGGGGUGUGCAUUUGCGUUGUCAGGGGCAAGCAUCCAGCCACAGGCGAGACACGCACUUGGGCCGUGAAUUCGUGCUUGACGUUGCUGAAUACCUGUGCGGAUUGGCAAAUCACCACCGCCGAAGGCAUUGGCAACAAACGCCACGGUUAUCAUCCCAUUCAAAAACGUUUGGCUAAACUAAAUGGCACUCAAUGCGGCUUUUGCUCACCAGCCAUGGUAAUGAAUAUGUACGGACUGCUCGAAUCCAAGGGUGGCAGAGUAACCAUGGAGGAGGUGGAAAGCUCGUUUGACGGCAACAUUUGCCGUUGCACCGGUUAUCGUCCUAUUUUGGAUACCAUGAAAUCCUUCGCCGUCGAUAGCAAUAUUAAGCUGCCAGAAGAUUGUGAUGACAUUGAGGAUUUCGAAUUUGUCGCUUGUCCAAGGAGCGGUAGACAAUGCUCGGGUGGUUGUCAUAAAAAGCCAUUGACAGCACUAACCUACGCUGAUGGCGCACAAUGGUAUUGGCCACAUUCGCUGACUGAGGUUUUCAACGCGCUGGCGAAAGUGGGCAACGAACAGUAUAUUUUGGUGGCGGGUAAUACAGCACAUGGCGUUUAUAGGCGCUCACCGGACAUUAAGCAUUUUAUCGACUUGCAUGGCGUACCCGAGCUGAAGCAGCAUACAAUUGUUGGCGAAAAGCUAACUUUGGGCGCCAAUCUGAGUUUAACUGAAGCUAUAGAUAUUUUUCAGAAAGUUGCACAGCGCCCCGGUUUCGAGUAUUGCGAACAGUUGUGGCGGCACUUCGAUUUGAUAGCGAAUGUCCCCGUGCGAAAUGCAGGUACACUGGCGGGCAAUAUCAGCAUCAAGAAGGCUCAUCCCGAGUUUCCCUCUGACGUUUUUCUAUCAUUUGAGGCACUCAAUGUGCAAAUUAUAAUUCAGGAGCUCUCAGCGCCAGCCAGGAGCAUGCCAAUACUGGAAUAUCUUAGGCAGCCAUUCAACAAGGCGGUCAUCACAGCCUUUGAGCUGAAAGCGUACCUAAAAGGCAGAUUUGUGUAUCACUCAUACAAAAUCACACCUCGCGCUCAAAAUGCUCAUGCCUACGUAAACGCAGCCUUUCUACUUGACAUGGACGUAACGGCAUGGGGUAUAGUUAAUUCUGCUCGCUUAUGUUUCGGCGGUAUCAACCCGGACUUCGUGCAUGCGACAGCGACGGAAUCUUUUGUAAUCCGGCAAAAUAUAUUCGAUAAAGAAGUGAGUGCUCAGUUAUUCUCUUUAUUGAGUGAAGAAGUUGUGCCAAACGAGGUACUGCCAGAUCCGUCACCCGCUUACCGCCGGUCACUGGCGUGUGCGCUCUUCUACAAAACUCUUCUGAAGCUUGCGCCAGUGGAAAAGGUUAGAGCCGAGUACAAAAGUGGCGCGAACAUACUGAAGCGACCAUUGUCUUCCGGCAUACAGACCUUCGAAACAAUAGAAAAGAAUUAUCCGAUUACACAACCCGUGCAGAAGCUCGAUGGUUUGCUUCAGUGCUCCGGAGAGGCUACAUACAUGGACGACACACUAACCACAUCGGACACCGUUCACUGUGCCUUCGCCAACGCCACAAGGGUGGGCGCUAAUAUCGAACAAAUCGACGCGUCCGAGGUGCUGGCCAUAUCGGGCGUAAUAGCAUUCUACACAGCCAAAGACAUACCCGGCACUAAUAACUUUUGUGACCAGGCUUUUGAAUAUGAACCAGAGGAAAUAUUUUGCAGCGGAGUGGUGAGAUACUAUGACCAACCUUUGGGCGUAGUCGUCGCACUUACCAGCGAUAUUGCCAAACGCGCUGCCAGCAAAGUGAAAGUAAUCUACAGCAAUUUACCUACCGACACAAAGAUUUAUCCAACCAUGGCAGAUGUGUUCAAGGAACAAGCAAUGGACCGAAUCAAAUGGAGCACGGCAGCUCAAUCGAAUAGCUUACAACUCUCAGAUCAGCCUGAUAUCUCGGCGAGAGGUGUAUUUGAAAUGGGCGGUCAGUACCAUUUUACUAUGGAACCUCAAACCACAGUGGCCGUACCCUUUGAGGAUGGUCUACAAGUGUGGACCGCCACACAAUGGAUGGAUCAAACACAAUGUGUCAUCGCCAAGAUGUUGGGGAUCAGGGUUAAUGAUGUGCAAUUGAAGGUGCGUCGUUUAGGCGGUGCGUAUGGAGCCAAGAUCUCACGUGGUAAUCAGGUCGCUUGUGCAGCGUCUUUAGCUGCUUAUAAACUCAAUCAACCCGUCCGUUUCGUGCAGUCCAUUGAGUCGAUGAUGAACUCGAAUGGCAAACGGUGGGGCUGCCGCUCGGAUUAUGAGUUUCACAUUAAAAAUAACGGAAAAAUCGUUGGUUUAACAAACACUUAUUACGAGGACGCAGGUUGCACUCUCAAUGAGAAUCCCAUAGAGGAUCUAACACCUGUGACAGCAAAAAAUUGCUAUGAGCUUAAUGACUCGAACUCAAAAAUAUUCGGGCAACCAGUCAUCACAGAUGCGCCGAGCUCAGCGUGGUGUCGCGCACCGGGGUCAACCGAAGGAAUUGCAAUGAUUGAGAACAUGUUAGAGCAUAUGGCAUUCGAAGCGAAUAUAGAUCCAGCUGAUGCGCGUCUUGUAAACUUGAGGUCAGGUAAUAAAAUGGGUGAGCUCUUACCGGGUUUUCUGCAAUCGACUGAGUACAGACAGCGGCGCAAGGAUAUUGCAGCAUUCAACGCGCGAAAUCGUUGGAUCAAACGUGGCCUUGGUUUGGCAAUAAUGGAAUACCCUGUAAACUUGGUGGGACAGUACGCUGCCACUGUCGCUAUAUACCAUGUGGAUGGUACAGUGGUCAUUGCCCAUGGUGGCAUCGAGAUGGGUCAAGGUAUGAACACGAAAAUUGCACAAGUUGCCGCACACACACUGGGCAUACCGUUAUCUUUUGUGAAGCUCGAAUACAGCGAUACAAUCAAUGGCGCAAAUUCAGAGGUUACCGGCGGCUCACUUGGCAGCGAAAGCCUCUGUUUCGCUGUACGAAAGGCAUGCGAGGUGCUCAACACACGUCUACAGCCAGUCAAAGAGGCACUCGGCAAAAACGUAACUUGGCAAAGAAUUGUAGCUGAAGCGUGGACUCGGCUAAUAAAUUUAAUUGCCAGCGAAUAUUAUAAGCAAGGAGAUAUGCGAAAUUAUCUCGUUUACGGUCUGGGUUUGACAGAAAUCGAAUUGGACAUUUUAACCGGCAACCAUUUAAUCAAACGUGUGGACCUCUUGGAAGAUGCGGGCGAAAGUCUAAGUCCCUACAUAGAUAUUGGACAAGUUGAGGGUGCAUUUGUGAUGCUCUUGGGUUACUGGCUAACGGAGCACUUGAUUUACGAUCGUCAAACUGGUCGUUUGGUGACUAACCGCACUUGGACUUACAAACCGCCAGGUGCCAAGGAUAUACCGAUCGAUUUUCGCAUAGAAUUGUUGCAGAAGAAUCCCAACCCUGCCGGUUUUAUGCGUUCAAAGACUACAGGUGAACCGCCUGCAUGUCUGGCAGUCAGUUCCAUUUUUGCCGUGCAGCAUGCUCUACAGUCGGCGCGCCAAGACGCGGGUAUUGCACAUGAAUGGGUACGUUUGGGUGCGCCAACAACACCAGAGACCAUCGUUUUGAAUUCAGGAACUCAGCUCUCGAUGCUUUCAUUAGAGUAAACUGUAUCAUAAAUGUAUUUAUGGUGCUAAUUCUGGGUGCAUAACGGUGCAUUGAUCUUAUUUACAGUAUUUUCUAUGGUUUGGUUAUUUCAAAAGACUUUUAUGCUAAACUUUUGAACUGAUAAACUGAAAGCUCUUGCCAUAGGUGGCGCUAUGAAAAAAGCUGCGGAAGGAUGGAUGAAAUGGCAAAGA